Molecule: messenger RNA, 386 nt
Organism: Ctenocephalides felis (cat flea)
Lineage: Eukaryota; Metazoa; Arthropoda; Insecta; Siphonaptera; Pulicidae
Product: integrin beta-6-like
Exons: 5
Coding region: 27-386 (119 amino acids)
Biological process (GO): cell adhesion mediated by integrin; cell-matrix adhesion; cell migration
Cellular component (GO): integrin complex; focal adhesion; cell surface
Molecular function (GO): integrin binding
Source: RefSeq, a predicted model, not a curated record
UGAUCAUUGACAAAUGUGUCGCGAAAAUGUAUAAACUACUAUUUAUAUUUAUUUUAUAUUGGAAUAAUAAUGGUGCAAUCGGUUCGUGCAUUUACUAUUCAAAAUGUUCGGAAUGUGUAGAAUCUGGACCAGAAUGCGCAUGGUGUGCAGAUGAGCCAUUUAUAAAUGAAGUAGGAAUUGUAUAUGCAAGAUGCAAUACUUUGGAAGGUUUGAAACAAGCAAAUUGCUCCAACAUCAAUCAAUUAGCAUCGAGUACAGUAACUAUUCUAAAGAAUGAUGAUUUCAAAGAUGUUGUGGAACAUGAUAAUAUUUUUGAAGCAGUGCAGAUUAAACCACAAAGAUUAGAACUGAAAUUACGACCAAAUGAAAAGACAAGUUUUAAAUGA